Ylistrum balloti is the source of this 495-nucleotide messenger RNA. RefSeq lists its product as uncharacterized. The coding region runs from base 1 to 495 and encodes 164 amino acids. The record is from RefSeq and is a predicted model, not a curated record. The transcript has a single exon. Lineage: Eukaryota; Metazoa; Mollusca; Bivalvia; Pectinida; Pectinidae.
AUGGCCAACGUUUACCUCCCACUAAACCCGACGACUGCAUUCCUGGACUUCGAGUUAGCUGCCCACAACGCCCUUCGACAAGUCUUCCCUGCAGUCAACAUCCGUGGAUGUUUUUUCCACUACACCCAGUGUAUUCGGAAGAACGCCCUGACCAACGGCCUAAAGAUACCCUGCCGCCUUGUGAGAUUAGUAGCAGUACAACCCCUUGUACCACUGGACUGCGUUGAGGAUGUUUGGUUCAACGCCCUGGAGGAACUGGAGGAUGCUGAUGUACCCUGCGACACAACCCGCUUCACUGAUUACGUCGUCACUCAUUGGAUAGAAGGAAACAAACGCAUGUGGAACCAUCACGACACGGAAGGACCCAGAACCACCAACCAGCUGGAAGCUUGGCACGGGAAGCUGAAGAAGAACCAACACUCCCACCCGAACAUCUACACACUGAUCCGAAUAUUUCAGGAGAUACAGGCAGUCAACGAAAUUACCAGGAUAUAG